UGGGAGAGGCCUCUACCCUGAUCCACGGACUUGAGAUGUUCUAGCCCCUACAAUCACAAAUACAGUCAAUACUGCUGGGAAUGUCUGCAAAGCUGAUGUGGACUUUAGAGGAAACCAGUUGUUUCCCGGAUACAUCAGGGGUAUCACCCUUCCAGAUGAUUUUUGAGGUUGAUGAAAAGCACAGAACUUUGAUGACAGAUUGUCUGGCUAUAAAGAAUUUUUUACGCAAAAUCAUCAUGGUGCACCCUAAGAUGAGAUUUCACUUCAGUAUAAAAGUGAAUGGAACCCUCUCCAAGGAGAUCUUUGGGGUAGAGGAUGAACCCAUUUUGAACCUACCAAAUGGAAUUGCUCUUGUCGUAAACUAUCAGCAUUAUAUAAGUAGACCAAAGUUUGGUGCCACUGAAUUACUCUGCAGCAGAAUUCACCCUGUGCCAGGACAACCAGUAACACUUUCCAUCCCUGAUGAUGUGGCUGCCAUGGGCUUGCUGGGGGAACUGAUACUGAUGCCAGCUGCUGCUCUCUGCCCCUGCCCAAAGGCCUUUUCCAACCAAAUGAAUAGGAUUUCUUCAGUUUCCAUAUUUCUCUAUGGACCUUCAGGUCUGCCUCUGCUAUUGCCAAGCCGGGAGCAGCCAACUACUCUCUUCACAGAUAUCUCUUGUUUCAUUGACUGGAAGAAAUACCACUUGUGUGUGGUGCCCAAUGUGGAUUUCAGUUUGGAUAGAGAAUUGGUGGUUCCAGAUGUGAGUUAUCAAGUGGAGUCCCGUGAGGGGGACCAGUCUCAGAAUACGGACCCUCAGGGACACACUCUGCUGCUCUUCCUCUUUGUGGAUUUCCACAGUGGAUUUCCAGUCCAGCGAAUGGAACUCUGGGGAAUCCACACUUUGCUCACAACUCAUCUCAAUGCCAUCCUCCUGGAGAGCCAACGAGUGGUACAAGACUCUAUCCAGAUCGCCGUGGACCAGGCCUUGGAGCAGCAUCACCAGGCUGCCAAGGCUCAUCAGAAACUGCAGGCCUUCCAUGCUGUGGCUGUGAAUUCCAUCAUGAGUGUUGUUACUGGAAGCACCAACAGCAGCUUCCGAAAGAUGUGUCUCCAGGCCUUUCAGGCAACCGACACACGAGAGUUUGGAACCAAACUGCACAAAGCAUUUAAUGAGAUCACCCAGCACCGAUUUCUUCACCACUGCUCAUGUGGGGUAAAGCAGCUACCCGCCGAGAGACACGAUGCGGCCCAGAGCGCUGAGGACGCGUGUGAGAGCCGCAGCCCGGAGCUCCUGCCAGAGACCAGCGCGCAAGCCGAGAGCAAGAGAUGCAAGAAGAGCGCCGACGAGACGCGGGCCUUCCGCUCCACCCGG
This is a messenger RNA of Trichechus manatus latirostris (Florida manatee), 1352 nucleotides long. It is a transcript of the gene TOP6BL, whose product is annotated as TOP6B like initiator of meiotic double strand breaks. Lineage: Eukaryota; Metazoa; Chordata; Mammalia; Sirenia; Trichechidae. The annotation marks the transcript as partial. The transcript is spliced from 13 exons. The record is from RefSeq and is a predicted model, not a curated record. Gene Ontology annotation, biological process: reciprocal meiotic recombination; meiotic DNA double-strand break formation.